Messenger RNA from Lodderomyces pseudojiufengensis, 1122 nucleotides. Its product is annotated as chromatin DNA-binding HSP70/DnaK family ATPase. Gene Ontology annotation, biological process: tRNA threonylcarbamoyladenosine modification. The coding region runs from base 1 to 1122 and encodes 373 amino acids. Gene Ontology annotation, cellular component: cytoplasm; EKC/KEOPS complex. Lineage: Eukaryota; Fungi; Ascomycota; Pichiomycetes; Serinales; Debaryomycetaceae. The transcript has a single exon. The record is from RefSeq and is a predicted model, not a curated record.
AUGACAGUGGAUCUAGAUAGGAAUUUGAAACCUGGAAAAUACCAUUACAUAGCAUUAGGAUUAGAAGGAUCAGCAAACAAAUUAGGAGUAGGUGUAAUCAAACACAAAAAAGGUGAAUUAACAUCAUCAAAUCAUGCAGAAGUUUUAUCAAAUAUACGAGACACAUACAUAACUCCACCAGGAGAAGGGUUUUUACCAAGAGACACGGCAAGGCAUCAUAGAAAUUGGGUUGUUAGAGUAAUAAAAAGAGCAUUAGCUACUGCAAAAAUAAAGGGAACUGAUAUUGAUUGUAUUUGUUUUACUCAAGGACCAGGAAUGGGAGCACCAUUACAAAGUGUUGUUAUAGCAGCAAGAACAUUAGCUCAGCUAUGGUCUAUACCAUUAGUUGGUGUCAAUCAUUGUGUGGGGCACAUUGAAAUGGGAAGAGAAAUCACAGGUGCAUUAAAUCCUGUAGUGUUAUAUGUAAGUGGUGGUAACACUCAAGUUAUAGCGUAUUCUAAACAAAGAUAUAGAAUAUUUGGAGAAACGUUAGAUAUAGCAAUAGGGAAUUGUCUUGAUAGAUUUGCAAGAACUUUGAAAAUCCCCAAUGAGCCAGCACCAGGUUAUAAUAUUGAACAAUUGGCUAAAAAGGGGAAAAAAUUAGUUAAUUUACCAUAUACUGUUAAGGGGAUGGACUUGUCCAUGUCUGGAAUACUAGCUUAUAUUGACAAUAUAGCGAAGGAUUUAUUUAAUGGUAAAAAAUCCAAAUUAGUCAUAGAUGAAGAGACGGGUGAAUUAAUAACUCCGGAAGAUCUUUGUUUUUCACUACAAGAAAUUUUAUUCAGUAUGUUAGUUGAAAUCACAGAAAGAGCUUUAGCACAUGUAGAUAGUAAUCAAGUUUUAAUUGUUGGAGGUGUUGGUUCAAAUAAGAGAUUACAAGAAAUGAUGAAAUUAAUGAUUGAAGAUCGUAAAAAUGGACAAAUCUUUGCAACUGAUGAAAGAUUUUGUAUUGAUAAUGGAAUAAUGAUUGCACAUGCUGGUCUAUUACAAUAUAGAAUGGGAGAUACUAAUGAAUUGAAAGAUACCGUUUGUACUCAAAGAUUUAGAACUGAUGAAGUCUUUGUAAAGUGGAGAGAUGACUAA